Messenger RNA from Cyprinus carpio (common carp), 6544 nucleotides. RefSeq names its product plasma membrane calcium-transporting ATPase 1-like. The record is from RefSeq and is a predicted model, not a curated record. Gene Ontology annotation, biological process: calcium ion transmembrane transport; regulation of cytosolic calcium ion concentration. NCBI's taxonomy places the organism in Eukaryota, Metazoa, Chordata, Actinopteri, Cypriniformes, Cyprinidae. Gene Ontology annotation, cellular component: membrane; intracellular membrane-bounded organelle. Gene Ontology annotation, molecular function: P-type calcium transporter activity; ATP binding; ATP hydrolysis activity.
CUUGACGGUUCGCUCUUACGAAACGCGGCCAAACGAGCUAACGUUAACUUGUUCAGCUAAGCGACCGUCUCUGUCAGUUUGACGGUCGAUGACUUGUGACUUUAGCCGAGUGCUUUUAGGGUUUUACCCGAAAAUUACUGUUUUGAAUUGCGGCGGAAAGUUGGAGACCGUUUCAGUUUCGGGAGAGGUAACAAGAUGUUGAUCUGAUGUCAUAAUCUAGACUAAACCAGUAACGUUAUCCUCCCUUUUGACAGGAUGACUUGAGUUGAGACCGCUAGCAGGCUAAAGCCAAAUGUGAGGACGCUUCAGCUGUCAACUUGCUUUUGGACCGUUAACGUUACAUUUAUCGCAUUUCGAUGUGUAUUUGACAACAACCGUUUAGACAGCGUUCAGAAAGCUUAAAAUGUCACUCUGGUCAUCGUUUACUCACCACUAUGUUGUUCAAAACCCGCGUGACUUUCUUGUUAAGAGAUUUUAGUCAGAGUGACAUCAGCAACCACCAUUCGCUUUCAUUGUAUGGAAAAAAAUGCAGGGCUGACUGAACUCCGUAAGAAAGUAAAGUGUGUAACAACAUUAGGGUCUCCUUGGGCUGAUUGUGUGAGGUUUCAUUCACAAUGAAAGCAACGCCACAGGCUGAGGACAAUGGCUUGUGAAUUAUCCCAGUUCUGCCACCUGCAGUCGGGCAUCCUCCUCCUCCUCCUCUAAAGGACGUCAGUUGUUUAUGGGAACUACUGGCAUUGGUCUCCUGAGGAUAUAGCUCUCCUUUUGGGACGCCAUUUUUCCACCCUUGCUGAGAGGUGGUGUAGCCAGGAAACAUGGCUAACAACGCAUACAGCGGGGUGAAGAACUCUGUGGCCGAGCCCAAUCACGAUGGAGAGUUUGGCUGCUCGCUUAAAGAGCUGCGCUCUCUCAUGGAACUGCGAGGGGCUGAAGCAUUACACAAAAUCCAGGAAUCUUAUGGGGACGUAAAUGGACUUUGCAGCAGACUGAAAACAUCGCCUGUAGAUGGAUUAAGUGGGCAGCCUCAAGAUAUUGAAAAAAGAAAAGUAGAAUUUGGACAGAACUUUAUACCUCCGAAAAAGCCAAAAACCUUUCUUCAGUUAGUAUGGGAAGCAUUACAAGACGUAACAUUGAUUAUUUUGGAAGUGGCAGCAAUAGUUUCUUUAGGCCUUUCUUUUUAUAAACCUCCGGAUGCAGAAAAUAAAAAUUGUGGGAACGCAGCAGCCGGAGUAGAGGAUGAAGGAGAAGCUGAAGCCGGAUGGAUAGAAGGAGCAGCUAUCCUCCUGUCUGUUGUUUGUGUGGUGCUUGUGACGGCCUUCAAUGACUGGAGCAAAGAGAAGCAGUUCCGUGGCUUACAGAGCCGCAUUGAACAAGAGCAGAAGUUUACGGUGGUUCGGGGAGGGCAAGUCAUUCCGAUCCCUGUGGCCGAGAUUGUCACCGGGGACAUUGCACAAAUUAAAUAUGGUGACCUCCUGCCUGCUGAUGGCAUUCUCAUCCAGGGCAAUGACCUCAAAAUAGAUGAGAGCUCUUUAACUGGAGAGUCCGACCAUGUGAAGAAAUCGAUGGAGAAAGAUCCUAUGCUGCUGUCAGGUACUCAUGUCAUGGAGGGCUCUGGAAAAAUGGUUGUCACUGCUGUUGGAGUCAAUUCCCAAACUGGAAUCAUUUUCACCUUAUUGGGGGCGGGAGAAGAUGAUGAGGAUGAGGAGGAGAAGGAGAAAGAGAAGAAAGAGAAAAAGAAAGAGAAGAAAAAUAAAAAGCAGGAUGGCUCUGUGGAGAACAGAAAGAAAGCUAAAGCCCAGGAUGGUGCAGCAAUGGAGAUGCAGCCUCUAAACCGUGAUGAAGGGGCUGAGGGUGAUGAGAAGAGAAAAGCCAACUUGUCAAAGAAAGAGAAAUCAGUUUUGCAAGGGAAACUGACCAAAUUAGCAGUCCAAAUUGGAAAAGCAGGUCUUGUGAUGUCAGCCAUCACAGUGAUCAUCUUGGUGGUGCUGUUUGUGGUGGACACUUUCUGGAUCCAGGGACUUCCUUGGGAAAAAGAGUGCACUCCCAUUUACGUCCAGUUCUUUGUCAAGUUCUUUAUCAUCGGUGUGACCGUGCUGGUGGUGGCCGUCCCAGAGGGUCUUCCGCUGGCUGUAACCAUCUCACUGGCUUACUCUGUCAAAAAAAUGAUGAAAGACAAUAAUUUGGUGAGGCAUCUCGAUGCCUGUGAAACCAUGGGCAAUGCCACAGCCAUCUGUUCGGACAAGACAGGGACUCUGACUAUGAACCGAAUGAGAGUUGUUCAGGUUUUUAUCGCUGACAAGCACUACAAGAAAGUCCCUGAGCCUGAUGUCAUUCCUGCCGGCACCAUGGACCUGCUCACACUGGGCAUCAGUGUCAACUGUGCUUACACCACCAAAAUCAUGUCCCCUGAGAAGGAGGGAGGCCUGAACCGUCAGGUGGGCAACAAAACUGAAUGUGCCUUGCUGGGCUUCGCCAUGGACUUGAAAAAAGACUAUCAAGCAAUCCGGAACGAAAUCCCUGAAGAGAAGCUUUACAAAGUCUACACCUUCAACUCCGUGAGGAAAUCCAUGAGCACCGUGCUAAAGAAUGCUGAUGGAAGCUUCCGGAUGUUCAGCAAAGGAGCCUCCGAGAUUCUGCUGAAGAAGUGUUAUAAAAUCCUGACAGUGACGGGCGAGGCAAAGGUUUUUCGGCCCAGGGACAGAGAUGACAUGGUGAAGAGAGUGAUUGAACCAAUGGCCUCUGAGGGCUUGAGGACCAUCUGCCUGGCUUACAGGGACUUCCCUGCCUCAGAAGGUGAACCAGAUUGGGAUAACGAGAGUGAUAUCCUGACCCGACUCACCUGCGUGUGUAUCGUGGGCAUUGAAGACCCAGUUAGACCAGAGGUCCCUGAUGCCAUUAGAAAGUGCCAGCGUGCUGGAGUCACUGUGCGCAUGGUCACCGGGGACAAUAUUAACACUGCCCGAGCUAUAGCAAGUAAAUGUGGCAUCCUGCAGCCAGGAGAUGACUUCCUCUGCUUGGAGGGCAAAGAGUUCAAUCGCCGGAUUCGUAAUGAAAAGGGAGAGAUUGAACAAGAGAGGAUUGACAAAAUAUGGCCUAAACUCCGGGUGCUGGCAAGAUCUUCCCCGACAGACAAGCAUACACUAGUCAAAGGUAUAAUUGACAGCACCGUUUUGGAGCGGAGGCAGGUUGUGGCGGUAACAGGAGACGGUACCAAUGAUGGCCCUGCCUUAAAAAAGGCCGAUGUUGGGUUUGCCAUGGGCAUUGCCGGCACAGACGUGGCUAAAGAAGCCUCUGAUAUCAUUCUCACUGAUGACAACUUCAGCAGCAUCGUCAAGGCCGUAAUGUGGGGGCGGAACGUGUAUGACAGCAUUUCAAAAUUCCUUCAGUUCCAGCUUACCGUCAAUGUGGUGGCUGUGAUUGUGGCCUUCACUGGAGCUUGCAUCACACAGGACUCUCCUUUGAAAGCUGUACAGAUGUUAUGGGUAAAUCUGAUUAUGGACACAUUUGCCUCUUUGGCCUUGGCCACUGAACCCCCCACUGAAUCUCUUCUGCUGAGGAAGCCUUACGGCCGUAAUAAACCCCUCAUCUCCCGGACAAUGAUGAAGAACAUAUUGGGUCAUGCGGUCUACCAGCUCACCAUCAUCUUCACUCUACUUUUUGCCGGUGAAAAGAUAUUCGACAUCGACAGUGGACGUAACGCCCCUCUUCACGCUCCUCCCUCUGAGCACUACACCAUUGUCUUCAACACCUUUGUCAUGAUGCAGCUGUUUAAUGAAAUCAACGCCCGGAAGAUCCAUGGAGAACGAAAUGUUUUUGAAGGCAUUUUCAACAAUCUGAUCUUUUGUACCAUUGUCUUUGGGACUUUUCUUAUUCAGAUUGUGAUAGUGCAAUUUGGAGGAAAGCCAUUCAGCUGUGUGGGGCUGAAUAUUGAGCAGUGGCUAUGGUGUGUCUUCUUAGGCUUUGGAAGUCUUCUGUGGGGACAGAUCAUCUCCUCGAUUCCAACGAGCCGGCUGAAGUUCCUGAAGACUGCUGGUCAUGGAACACAGAAGGAAGAAAUCCCAGAUGAGGAGUUGGAGGAGCUGGAUGAGAUGGAGGAAAUUGACCAUGCUGAGCGAGAGCUCCGCAGGGGGCAGAUCCUCUGGUUCAGAGGUCUGAACCGCAUUCAGACUCAGAUGGAUGUUGUGAGUGCGUUCCAGAGCGGAAUUUCCUUUCAGGCGGCCGUCAGGCGCCAACCCUCCAGCACCAGCCAACAGCACGAUAUCCGAGUGGUGAAUGCAUUCCGCAGCUCGCUGUCGCCCUAUGAGGGCCUGGAGAAGCCAGAGUCCCGCACCUCCAUCCACAACUUCAUGACCCAUCCGGAAUUCCGGAUCGAGGACUCAGAGCCCCACAUCCCCCUCAUCGAUGACACGGAUGCGGAGGAUGACGCCCCCACUAAGAGAAAUGCCACACCUACACCUCCUCCCCCACCCUCACCCAAUCAGAACAAUAACGCCGUAGACAGCGGCAUCCACCUCUUCCUGGAUCCCAGCAAGCCAGCUACACCCUCAACUCCUGGGAGUCCCAUGCACAGCCUAGAGACGUCCCUUUGAUCAGCUCCGCCCCUUGGUAUGACACACAACACCUGCUUGUCUCCACAGAGACUAAAGCCUGAAGAACUCAUUGGAUGAGGGGGCGGAGCCAAGGAGCUCGGCUCUAAGCUUUUGCUUCUGUUCAUCUGGAUGUGUUGUACAGUUCUUUUUGCCCUUUGCUUAUUCAAACACUGAUUUCUGAAUCAUUUGGCUGUUAAUAUUUUGAAUUAUUAUUAUUUAUGCUUUUGUUUUUUAUUUUUUGGAAGACACAGGUCUGUUUACAAAGUUUGUAGAUAUUUUUUUUUUUUCUGUUCGUUGAUGGAAGAGCUUCCUGAUGCAGAGAAAUGGGGACAAAUGAAUUGAGAAAUAUUUCAGAUACUGCUGUAUUUUCAGGAAAAAAAAAGGUGUUUCUAUGAAAACCAAACUAUUUUUGCCUGCAAGUUUUAUUUGUUAUAUAUUUGUAGAUACAUAGAACCCUCAAGCCAAAUAGAUAACACUAAGGCUUGUAUAGAAGUGACAGAGGCAACUAUGGGACACUUUUUUUUUCUUUUUUUUCUUCUUUUUUCAUUGGACGGGUAACUGUAGGAAACCAUAGACAAGAAUCUCUGUCAAUAAAUCUCCUCUCAUACUUACUACUUCACCCCUUAAAGACUUCGUUGGGUUUAUUUUCCAAAUUCCAAUUUCAUGUCUCAUUCUCGUUUGGAAGUUAAGGAGUAUCUGAAAUGCCUGGCGUCUUCACGCUUUUUAAUGGUGUGAUUUUGAAGUGGAGGCCACACCAGGUCCGCCUUUUUAAAAAAUAAUAAAAAAUGAAUGCGUCUGUUAAAUGAAAUGGUCCACAGUCAGUUCAUUAACAUCAAGAUAUUAAGUUAAUGCCAAUGUAUCAUAAGUUUGUUUACUCAGGCUGAAAAGAAAAAAAAACUAGAAAACUGAAUUGAAAAGGAUGCAAUGAUUUAAAAAGUAAAGCAUUUUAACUUAAGAUUGUCUUUUAGGUAGUAAAUUCUCGGUUAAAAGGACAAAUAAAAAGAAAUUAGUAACUUUUUUUAUUUUUUUGGAUUUUGUUUGUUUGUUGAUCAUAUGAAAAAAAAUGAUAAACUUUGUACUUUAUAUUUUCCUUCAUAUUCCAUAAAGAUUGCUGUCAGUUAAGAAAAUAUUGCUGCAAUUGUUUGUAGAAUAUAUUUAAGACCUGAAAUACUGGAAACACAAAUGAAACAUGAAGAAUUUAAGAAAACAUGCUUAUAACACUGGUAUCACAGCACAGGGUACUUCAUUUCAGAUUCCCAAGGAACGUUUUGAUACAGACCAUAUAAAUAAAUUAUAUUUUUAUGCGGAAAUGACAACAUCUCAACCUGCUGAACCAGACCUACAGGGAUUUUACAUAAAUUAUAUUCAAGGGGAGGGCGGGUCUUGAUUGGUUCUCCAAAUAAUAUAAUACUCAGGGUGGCUAAUAGCAUGAAACUUAUGGUCAAAAUACAAACAUGUUUUGCGUUUUUUGUAAUGUUUAGGAGUAGAUUUGUUUUUUGUUUUUUUUGGCAGCAGGGUUCCAGUUCAGACUGUUGCUUAUCUCCACUUGUUGGUUAAUUAAAGGUGAUAUAAAGGAGAAGGAAGGAAGAAAAACAGGAGAAAGGGAUUUGCAUUUCUUCAGUCAUCGCAACUGCACAUUUUUUGGAUCUGUUCUUUUGAAUAAGUUAUUUAAUUUUUCAUGUUUAUUAAAUACAAAAAACUGCUUAAGUUUGCAAUUUAGAGCAGAUAUAUUAAAAAAUCCAUAACUUUUUUUUUUCUAUAGCGUCUUCCUAUAACAGGAAUUAAUGUUUAUCCAUCUGUUUUAAGGAUUUUUUUUGUAAUUUUAAAGUUUGGAAAUAAAAGAACAUGUCUGUUUCUCUUGCGCAAUGUAAAUGGAUAUCGUGAUUUAACUUACAUUUGAAACUUGUCGAGUAUCGUGUAUGGUUUUUAAGAAUAAAAAUUGAUAUUUAGCGUAA